Messenger RNA from Candidula unifasciata, 390 nucleotides. The record is from the annotation of a GenBank genome assembly. Lineage: Eukaryota; Metazoa; Mollusca; Gastropoda; Stylommatophora; Geomitridae.
AUGAAGAUCACGUCUGCUGUAUUUGCGCUGGUGGCUUUUCUCGUCGUCGCCCACGCCAGGGGACUUGAAACGUUUAAUAACCCAUCUGCGAGAGAUCGGCUCGACCAAGACAGAAUAGAAUGCGUUGGUGAGCUUUCAGCAGACAGAUCUCGAAUUGUCUUCAGAUGUCCAACAGGAUCAUGGAAACGAUCGGUCAACAACAUAUCUGCCAGCAAGCGGGAUUAUGCAUCGAUGUUAGGAUGUAGCAAGCAAAUGAGAACGGAUUACGAGGGUAAAGACUACUUCACGGUCAUAUGUGACAGACCUCCAUAUGGCAAACGAUCGGCGCCAAAUCCAGCUGGACACCCCAGCGCCUGGAAUGAUAAUGUAAACGCUGGCACGGCCUCUUAA